Molecule: messenger RNA, 1599 nt
Organism: Calliphora vicina (urban bluebottle blowfly)
Lineage: Eukaryota; Metazoa; Arthropoda; Insecta; Diptera; Calliphoridae
Gene: PH4alphaSG2
Product: prolyl-4-hydroxylase-alpha SG2
Exons: 9
Coding region: 1-1599 (532 amino acids)
Biological process (GO): peptidyl-proline hydroxylation to 4-hydroxy-L-proline
Cellular component (GO): endoplasmic reticulum
Molecular function (GO): iron ion binding; protein binding; procollagen-proline 4-dioxygenase activity
Source: RefSeq, a predicted model, not a curated record
AUGUACAGAUUUACCAAAAUAACAUCAUACGAGUACAAUCAACACAAAACACUAGAGCUGAGGUCGAUAUUAAAUAAUCAGUCCAGUCGACCAUCCACUUUUGUGGCAAGUGAGUUCUAUUCAUCUGUGGAUAGUUUGAAAAUAUUGGGCAACAUGGAAGCCACACUCAUACAAAACUAUAGACAAUAUUUGAAGCUACAAAAACGGGAUAUAGACAAUGUUCAAAGAUUUAUAAAAGAGGUUAAAUUUCAUCAUGAGCUGGCUAAAGAGGAUGUUGCCGAUUAUAUAGGAAAUCCCACCAAUGCUUUUACGUUAAUCAAACGCAUGGUUAGCGAUUGGAAGGAGUUGUUUGAAUUUCUCAAAUUUCGUGAUGUUAAAACGGAUAUUGAGGAAUCAUUGACCCAAUUUGAAAAUGAUUUUCAACUACCGGAUGAAGGUGAAUUGAAAGGUGCCAUCAGGGGUUUGAGGCGAUUACAAUCUAUUUAUAAAUUAAAUGCUGAAGAUAUGGCCAGAGGGGAUAAAUAUGGAACCUCUCUUAACUGGCGAGAUUGUUUCGAAAUUGGUACCACUUUAUUAGACGAUACCAGUUUUAAGCUAGCCAUCGACUGGUUAGAAUUGUCUCUUCUAACAUUACAAGACAGUGAAGAAUCCAUUGAAAUGAAAUCCGCCUAUAUCGCUCACAUCAAAGAAUAUUUGGCUUUCGCCUAUCAAGGUAUUGGUGAAUCGGACAUAGCUAUAGAACAUUUAGAUGACAUAUUGGAGAAUGAUGCCGAUGCCAGCGUUAAACUAACAAGAAAUCUUCUACUAAACUCAGAAACUGAUAUUAAUGAGCAUAAUGAGAAAUCGAUUGAUAAUAAUUAUGCUCGACUUUGUCGAGGAGAAAUUCUUAGAAAAUUGCAGCCACUCAGCUGUAAAUUAGAUUCAAAAUUACAUGCGUUCUUUAAGUUAUCUCCCUUACAAGUUGAACCUUUACUCUUAAAACCACCAGUAACUUUGUAUCAUAACCUUUUAAAUGAUGAACAAAUUUCAAAAUUAUUAAAAGAAACGCGCAACAGAAUGCAAAGGUCUCAAGUGGUGAGAGGUAAUGGUAGUAUUGCCAUAGAAACUCGGGUGAGUCAACAAACCUGGGUCAAUCCAAAAACAUCAGUAAUAGCUAAUAUGAUGUACAAAAUUGUGGGCGCCAUAACCGGUUUUGAUAUGGAAAAUACCGAAACCAUGCAAGUGGCUAAUUAUGGCAUUGGAGGUCAAUAUGAGGCUCAUUGCGAUUAUCUGGAAAUUUAUAAUUUUUAUUAUUUAUUUAAGCUUGAUUAUAAAACUAAUUAUCAUGGAGAUCGUAUAGCAACAAAUAUGUUUUAUCUUGCCGAUGUUGAAGAAGGCGGUCACACUGUGUUUCCUUAUUUAGAUGUUUAUUCUAAACCGAUUAAAGGUGCCAUGGUCAUGUGGUACAAUUUACAUAAAUCCUUGCAUGAAGAUCCAAGAACAUUACAUGCCGGUUGCCCUGUUUUAAAGGGCAGCAAAAAAAUCGCUAAUAUUUGGACCCAUUCCGGUUAUCAGGAGUUCCGAAGACCUUGUGGCUUGGAAAAUGAUAGUCAUGAAUAG